AGACGGCACGCGAUAUUGGUCGAGGUGAGGCUUGUUGCAAGCAGACUCUUACAGCGAACUUCUCUAGAACGCCUAGCGCAGUCAAGAGAAGGCGAUGUGACUGGCGCUGGUCACUAUGUGGUUGUGAAGCAGACCUUUUCCUCUCUUCUUUUUCGCCCUCCAUGUAACCCCAGACAAAGUCGCGCAACUCCCAGCUUCCAGAAUCUAAAGUUCCAUCCCGCAUUUGAUCCUGAUUUCAUCCGUCUGCUUCGUGCGACGAUGGGUCGUCUCCUGCACGGCGCCCAGCUUGUGCGCCACAUUAACUCGUGACUCCUGUCGGAUGACCGACACAACACGAGCUGGCAAGCCCCACGCAACGCGGACAAAUGUGCGUAGGACCGCGCGGGAGCGCAAGUCAUGACGUGUCUCUUGUUAUUCAUCUUGAGUCCGAGCAGGGCGGCCAGCUCUUCAUCGCUCCCGCAGACCGAGGGGUGCGCGAACGCGAUGCACGUUCCACGCAUACAUGCUUGCGCGCGCUCCUUUGCAUCUCUCUGCCUUCCUGUUUCCCCGCACACAGUCUGAGUCGCACUCGCGAGCUUGACGACGGAGAAGAUGGCGGUCUCGCACAUGCCUGUCUAGGUCAGCUAUCUACGGCUUGCUUUCUGCGCAUUGAUGGACCAAGUGGCUUGCUAGAGCAUAUAUGCUUGUGGCAAUGAUGUAAGACGAGGGAAUGUUCCUGGGCAGAUGUCACUCAGACUCUUCUAUCUGCGGAUGCGCGCUAAAUACAAGCAAGGCGGGCCCAGCAUUAUGCGCUGAUGCAGAGACUUGUCACGUGGAAGGUGUGAGUGAUCAUUUCGAUAAAGUCACAAGCAAGCAAUUAAGCAGGACCUCGUUGCCCUUACAAAUCCUCACAGGUCAGGAGCGCCCCCAGCACAUUGCUUUCAAAUUGCGAAACAGCUGCACAUGUGGCUCGCGAAGAGACAUCAGAUCGAUUCUUUGCGCAUGACCUUGCUGUGUUCACAGGAGGGCUGGGAACCGGAAUAUAAACUUGGCUACCUACUACUACCAUGUCACGGAAAGGACUUGUGGUAGACUGACUACUAUAUGCUCACGGCUGUCCUCAUUGCUUGGACAGUUUGGUUACUCAGUCAGGCAAACUUGACACCCAAAGCGGUGUCCUGCCAAAGGGGUGUCCUGUCUAACACGCGGCCUUUUCGUCAUUACAGCAGCAUCACAGACUCCGAAGAGUUGUACGACAUCAUUAGGAGCUGGCCGAAUGCGGGCCUGCAGGGUUGUCCGCAUGAGCCGUGAGGUACCUACCAUGCGCUCACCGUGUUCCACAACACCUUAAAAGGUGUCGGGCGUUGAAAUGCUUUGCGUUUGGUGCUGCAGCCUACUCGUGACUCGCAGUGCGAUUCGUGCACGGCACGCCUCGAGUGGUUGCACCAGCUCUUGCUGCGUGACGAUCAGGACAACGGAAGUGGUAGACGGGUCGACAUGUGCACAUCCUAACUCUUGCAAGAUCAGGAAACGAUGGGUGAAGGAAGGUCAAGCAAUUUCGUCAUGAGACUGCCGCCAAUCAGCAACGGCAGUGGUCGGGUUCAUUUCUGCCCGCCGUCAUCACACGGCGGGUUCCUGAGAGACAGCAUUGCCAUGCACCCACCAUCAGCAGCUGCUCGGGCCGCUGAUAAGCAAGCAUCACAUCUUGCAUGCACGAAGCACGACACUUUAACAAGAAGGCUUUGACUUUGUGGUUCGCAAAUCAAAAGCUUUUCAUCAAUCUUGAAUCACCAAUCUUUGAAUGAUGACUAGACAUACAAGCCAGCAGCCCAGUCACGAGCGGCAGUCAAGAGUCAGAUCGACUCCUCCAAGCCGGCUCCUUUGGCUGUUCAGGUCGUCUACUUGCGCACUGGGUCAGUCUGCUGCUGGUCGCUCUCAGAGUCUGUCUGACUUUUGGCUGCGCCGGCGUUUUGAUUCCUGUUUUUGAUGCUCAUUCGCGCUGCUUCUUCUUCUUCUCCGAAACCGAGGCCAGACACUCAUUCAAAUUGAUUCAUCUCAUCAAUCUUGAAUGUCAAUGUCGGCUUUGCGCACUCUUCAAGUCGGAUUGACAAGCCGCAAUUUGAUUCUCGAUUCAUGAAUAC
This is a messenger RNA of Ceraceosorus bombacis, 2120 nucleotides long. The record is from the annotation of a GenBank genome assembly. Lineage: Eukaryota; Fungi; Basidiomycota; Exobasidiomycetes; Ceraceosorales; Ceraceosoraceae.